Messenger RNA from Doryrhamphus excisus (bluestripe pipefish), 2532 nucleotides. RefSeq names its product interleukin 20 receptor, alpha (gene il20ra). The record is from RefSeq and is a predicted model, not a curated record. Gene Ontology annotation, molecular function: cytokine receptor activity; protein binding. Gene Ontology annotation, cellular component: plasma membrane. Gene Ontology annotation, biological process: cytokine-mediated signaling pathway. Lineage: Eukaryota; Metazoa; Chordata; Actinopteri; Syngnathiformes; Syngnathidae.
UGGAUCUACCCAGCCGUAGUGUAAACGAGUGCAGUCACAUUCUUUCCGUAACAACCACGGAACACCUGUGGAUUGGCUGCCAGAUUUGUUAUUUGCCUUUGAGCCACAAGGUGCACUACGUUUUUGUCUUUGUUUGCCUACUUUAACUUGACCCUUUUGCUAUACCACUUCUCUCAUCUGCGGUCGCCCGGUGUGGCAGGCAGGUGAGACGGCUGAUGGCCGGGGAGGCAUCAUCGCGCUUCCUUGUGGAAACAUGAGCUCUCCCUCCACUCAUGUGGACUGUUUUGUUACUCCUAAACCUCGGGGCUGUGUGCUACUCUACAGGCACCUCCCCUCCCCCCAGCCCCAUUAACGUCAGGUUCUCCUCGUUGAACCUGAGAAACGUUCUCCAGUGGCUCCCUGGAAAUGCAACACCGGACGGCACUCGCUUUACCGUGCAGUAUGCCUUCUACGGGGACAGCGUGGAGGGCAGCAAAGGGAGGCGGGUCAACUGGAGGCCUGUGCAAAAGUGCAAGGAAAUAGCCGAGACGUGGUGCGACCUGACCCGCGAGACAUGGGAUGUGGGGCAGAGCUACCACGGCAGGGUGCGCUCAGCCGUGGGCUCUGAGGCCUUCUCCAAGUGGGCUGUGACACGCGGGCGAUUCAAUCCAAAGUAUGACACUGCUUUUGGGCAGCCUCUGCUUUCAGUGGAAGUAAAGGACAACAACGCCAUCGUCCAUCUGAAAGGUCCAAUCAGAUACCAGCCAGAUGACCAUGCCCCACCCAUCUCAAUGGUAACACUGUACCCCCACAUGACCUACAACCUCUCGGUCCACAAUAGGCGUCGUGACCAGGUGCAUCAUUUUCCAGUCACGUCCAGCCCGUACACAUACCAUCUGAGGGAUUAUGACACGGAAUACUGCUUUUCUGCCAAGGCCAGAUUCCUUUCACUGCCCUUUCAGUGCCAGCAGUCAGAGCUUCACUGCCUAACCACCAUUAAAGAUCCUGUGAAGGAGCAGCUGCAGAAGGUGGUUGUGGGUAUUGUGGUUCCGUCGAUGUGCAUCUGCAUUCUUAUGGUGGUAGGAUACCUUCUCUAUCACUAUCUGACAGGGAAAGAACACAAGAGGCCCUCGGUUCUGGACACGCCAUUGCUUCCCUCUACGACCCUGACCUUCCCGCCCGAGAGGCUUAACCCCAUCCUCGUCAGUACCGUCACAAACGAUCUAUUAUCAGACGCCAACGCAUCAUACCGUGGACUUCCCGAGAAGUGGAGACAGCAGUCUAAUCUUGCCGUCCCGCUAUCAAGAUACGCCGCACAGCGACCAGAGCUGCCCUCAGAGCUGUCCCCGGAGCUUCCCCUGGAGCUGGAGCGACCCUUGGACAAUGACUCCAGUUACGGGGUUGUUGGUGUAGCUCGGAGAAACGACUCACAUGAUCAUACUGAUACUGUGGUCUCUCAGUCCUACUUCCCGCAGGAGUCCACCCAAGCACAGUUAGAGAGGAGCACACAGGCACAAGCACCCUCACGUUCUCCUGUGCUUGAUGUGGACAUCGUAGAACAGGGAAACUUUUUAAGGUCUUAUUUGACCAAUAAACCUCCAAAUGGCCUCAGAAUACCCUCAGAAGGACAGACGGAGCAGGACGUGAGGACACUUGGCAAAGACGUUCAAAGAGUACACCACCUCUCUACCACCCACGCCGCACCCUCAAACGUCUCCCCAGAUGACUACGGCGAACUCGCAGUGGUGGGAUUGGAGGAAGACGGGCAGGACCAGUCGCUCCACGUCAACUGGGAUCCAUGGUUGAGGAAACUAGUGUUGCCGGGGAUGGAGGUCAAUCAGGAGAGAGGCAGCGAGGGAGAGGAGGCGGCAAAUAAGGACCUGAGUUUGGACAAUGUGCUCUUCAGACGAGCCUCCAGGGAGGAGGCGGGGUCACUGCCAGGGGACGAUGCAGGCUGGGAGGUGGACGAUAUUGUCAGCAAAUGGAAGUUGGUUAUCUCCUUGGAGGAGUAAGAAUGGAACACUCCAAACGGGCAAUAAAAUCUCAAUUUACUGCAAGAAGUAUCCAUAUACGUACUUCCAAAACAUGCGCGUUGUUUUGCUAAAAUUUGCUUCGGUUUUCUGCUGUUACAUUGUGAUAUCGAUUACACCACAAUCGCUGUAUCGCAACACACUUGUUAUGUAGUUGAUGACACACGUCAGCACUCGUACCCCUGCUGUGCAUUGCUUUGCCCAACCUUUGCAUAUGACAGCACACUGAUACGUUAUCCUCCUGGUUAUGACAUACUGUAUCCAAAAUAUUUCUGGUAAGACACUGAAAGAAGUGCUGUUGUUUGGACAUUUUUCUUUGUGAGUACUGCCCUGUUAUUGUGUAACCUUAACAGUGUGGGGAAGGAUAGUAUUUCCUUCCUACUCUAUCUCCCUUUUGUUUGUUAUUCUCAAACACAACCAGGAAUUACAUAAUGAAUUUGAAUGCUGCUUUUUAUAUACACUGUAUAUAUUUUUUUCCCAUGCAGAAUUAAUUAAUAUUACACAAAUACACUGCCCUCCUUUC